Messenger RNA from Phaedon cochleariae (mustard beetle), 3672 nucleotides. Lineage: Eukaryota; Metazoa; Arthropoda; Insecta; Coleoptera; Chrysomelidae. The record is from the annotation of a GenBank genome assembly.
AUGGUUUACGCAUUAGAAGAACGAAUUGAGUUAGUGAAACUUUACUACAAAAAUGAUGAUUGUCUAAGAGCUGCAGCUAGAAUUUUCAAUACAAGGCAUCCAGGGAAAAAUGCAUCUCAUACCUAUGUUCAAACGUUGAUUGAGAAAUUCGAAAGAACUGGGUCUGUGGGAAACCAGAAACAUCAUCCUGAACGUCUGAUAAGGAACGAGGCUGUUGAGAUAGCGGUUUUGGGGCACGUGGCUAUGGAUCCUACUCAAAGUAUUAGAAGCUUGGCUGACGCGUCAGGUGUAGCGCGAUCGAGUAUUCAGAGAAUUCUCAAGUCACAUCGAUUCCAUCCAUACAAACUAAAACUUGUACAUGAACUGAACGAAGACGAUUUUGACAGACGUCAACAGUUUUGUGAGGAAAUGUCUGAGCGUCUGAGAACAAAUCCCAAUUUGCUCUUCAAUAUUUGUUUUUCAGACGAGAGUACAUUUUUUGUUAAUGGAAACGUGAAUCGUCACAAUUGCCGCUACUGGAGCGAUACCAAUCCCAGGUUAAUACGUGAGGUCCACACACAAACUCCGCAGAAGUUGAAUGUUUGGUGUGGUAUUUUUGGCAAAAAUAUUAUUGGACCACUUUUUAUAGAUGAUAAUUUGAAUGGACAAAUGUAUUUACAUCUUCUUGAGAAUGCCAUCGAUCCCAUGAUAACGGAUAUUAUCGAAAACGAUGGAGAUUAUUCGGAAGACAACCUCCAUUUUCAACAAGAUGGAGCACCACCUCACUAUGCAGUGGCGGUUAGAAACUUUCUGGAUGAACGAUAUACCAAUCAUUGGAUAGGGCGACGAGGACCAAUUGAGUGGCCAGCUAGAUCACCGGACCUCAACCCGUUGGAUUAUUUUUUAUGGGGGCAUCUCAAAAGCAAAGUUUUUUCCACUCCGCCAGAGUCACUAGAGGAACUACGUGGUCGAAUUGUAAACGAGUGCGGCAGAAUAACUCCAGAAGUAUUGGCAAACGUUCGUAAUAGUUUCGAAAGUAGACUUUAUCAUUGUAUGGAGGAUUUGUUUUGCGGAGUUGUGGAUGCCGAUAGAGUAGGAGUGGUAACAACUAUAGAGAGAAUCAUAGAACACGUGUUCAUGGAGGCCUUGGCACAUCCGAGUGCAGAUUGCGAAGACGAUGCUGCCAACUGCCCGAUGGUGAAGAACCAGCUGUUGCCAAGUUUGAGGUCGUUUUGCAGUGUAUUGAAAGUUUGUGAAGAAGUGUGUGGUGAGGGAAAUCUGUUUGACGAUGGAAAAUCGAUGAUGUCCGCUUUUGAUGGGGAUGGAAUAAAAGAAAUGGCAAAAUAUCCAGAAAAAAUACCUCCUCUAGAGCAAAGGGUCAAAGGUUGGAUUAAGAGGUUAGACGAAAUUCUGAAGGAAAGCGAACAAAUCCGGAGAGAAAACGAUUCGUCAGGACCUCAAGAUGAACUGGAAUACUGGAAGAAAAGGGGAGCUCAAUUUUCCCAAAUAGUGAAUCAAGUGAAUUCCAGCGAAGUCCAACUGACAAUCCUCUUUCUCAAACUCGCCCAUUCGAAGAUUUUGAAAGAAUGGAGAGACACUGAUAAAAAAAUAACAUAUUGCUACAACGAGGCUAAAGAUAAUGCUAAAUUCAUUCAGUCUUUGGAAACAAAGUGCCAUUCUUUAUACUUGGAUGACCCAAUAACCAAUCAGAUGAUAGAAACUUGCAGAGACUACAUAACAUGUCGGGGUCAAGAAAGCAUAUGGUCUCAAGAAAGGGCAGUAGUUAGAGACAAACUGACACAAUGCAUAAUACUGAAUAAAGUAUACAGAAAGACAUAUUCCGUUGUGAAAAAUCAACCGUUCCUGCCUAGACAACAACCAUUCAAUUUUUCUGAAAACUACGUUUUCGGGAAGUUCGAUGCAUUCUGCAGGAGGCUCAUGAAAAUAAUAUCCAUGUUUGAUUUGAUCGAUGAUUAUAGUGGAUUGUUCCAGAGGAGAAUGGAAGGACUACUUCUUGGAGAUGCAUUAGAAGAAGCCAUCCAGCAGUUCAAUGAGAUAAAGCAAAUAGUAAUGAACAAAUCAUACGAUUAUUUGAACCAGAGAAAUAAUGAAUUCGAGAAAGACUUCAAGACUUUUAUGGUCAACACCGAUCUGCUGAGAGAUAGUAUUGCUGAGACUAUUGAGACGAAUUUCGACAGCGUUUGGGAGACUCCGCAAGGAAUCAGAUUUCUGACGCGAUUCGAAAAAGUGAGUGAAAAGAUUCCCCUUGCAAAAAUGGAUGAGAAGUACGACAGAAUUUUAAAGCACUGCGAGAGAGAAGUGGAUAGAAUCAUAAAGAUGUACAAAAAACAGAAAGAUGAUCCUCCAGUACCAAGAAUGUUUCCGCCCAUAGCAGGAAGAGUCAAAUGGGCACGAUCGUUGGUAUCUCAUCUCGAUGAAUUGUUGUCGAAUGUGACCACUCAUCACAUUUUGAAGAAUCUUCCUGCUACUGUUGAGUUGUCCAGGAAACAUAAGGCUGCUGAAACUAUGUUGAAAGCUUUCGAAACUGAUAUGGUUGCACUAUGGAUGAAUCAACACGUUAAUGAUAUUAAUAGAUGCCUACUGAGGAACUUAUUAGCAGUUUGUCCAGAGAAUCAGAAACUCAAAGUAAAUAUACACAGCACUAUUCCCCUGUUGAUAAGAGAGUCAGAUCUGAUGGUGAAGAUGGAUUUACCAGUGCCAAUGAUAGCAUUGACCUUAUACGCUAAACAGGAUCACUUCAGCAUAGUACAGGAUUCCUUGCAAUUUUUGAUCUACGAAUUGCUGAAAACGGUAAGAAAUGUCAAGCUGGAAGUGAGACCUUUGCUGUUGCCGCAUUUGAUCAAGCUGACAGAGAAAAUAGAGCCAGGACUCACUGAACUCAACUGGGUGUCUACGAAUUGGCAAGAAUUUGUCGAUAAAGGCAAUGAAGCAAUCCAAAAUUUCAAGAUAUUGACCGACAGAGUCCAUGACAUAUACAUGAACCGAAUACUGGAGGUACUCGAAAGCAUGCAAACCAUACAACUUCACGCAUUGCCAGAAAUAGGCGAAGAACCUUGGACUGCGGACUUGUUCUGCAGCAGCAUAGAAACGGUGUGCCGAAACGCAGCUGCAGAGCUGCACAAGAAGAGUCUGAUGGUGGAAGAAGCUGUAGAGGAAAUCCUAUCGUUGGUCAAGCGAGUCCAAAUAGAUCCAGACGGGGUAUCGCAAACAGAAGACAAAGUGUUUGAAGAUGGUGAAUCCAAUAUGGCGAACGGGUUUUGUGAUCAUGUCCUGAAUUUCCGGAAAUUCAUUCCACAAAAUUUGAAAAUUCAAGAUGACAGAUCCAACAUGGUGGAUGAUCCGAACCUGUUCAAAACUGAUGACGAUCGUGAUGCAGGCAUAUCAACGACCUCCUCUCAGCAGCAAUCCGAUUGGUCGUUGGUGUGGGAGUGUUUCGAGAAGCCGCACAUCCUCCUCAGCGGCGGCAUGGCCAGGGCAAUGCGAGAGGUGGUUCGUGGCGCGUUGGCGGAAAUGCGGCGGUACUACAGCAGGAAAGUGGUCGACGUGCUGGUGAGGGUGACCAGAGGUUCGUUGGAGGCAUUACGCAAGCGGAUCGCCAUGGAAUGUGAGUGGACGAAAAGCGAUGAUGUGAUGAUGAAUUAUCUCAAGAAUUAUCAUGAAGAUAAAUCAUGA